UGGCUCACGCGGUGACCCACAUUGCACAACACAGGGACAUAGAUAUUGACUAUAAACAGCUCCUGACAUCCGUGAAGCUUCGUUUGUAGCCUUUGUUACACAGGAAUGUUGACGGCAGAUAUUCGUACAUCUUUGACAUGACAGAUACACGACCAGAGCCGACACCGUGUCCGGAGAUCAACGCCUCGAAGUUGUCUCGACUCUUCUUCUUGUGGUCUAACGGGUUAUUAAAGAAAGCUUAUACAGAAACACUAACAGAGGACACAUUGUGGGGCAUAAACCCAAGAGAGAAGUGUCAGAAUGUGUGUCCAAAGUUCGAGAGAAUCCUUUCAGAGGGGACGUCAAAAUCAAGAACCACGAGACAUCAAACUCAUACAGAAGACAUUCCAUCAAGUCACCGGAGUACCACGGGGCCCAUGUCUGAUAUACGACACAGAAAGGGAACCACAGAACAAACAGUCAAACAUAUUCACGUCAAACAUAAAACACAGGAUGUCACCCAACCGAAUCCGAAAGUCAAACACCGUUCUCUGUGGAUGGUCAUCAUCAAGACAUUUUGGAAAGAGUUCUUCAAAGCUAUGGGUCUUAGGUUUCUGCAGUAUAUAAUCAUUUGGACAACAAAUCCUUUCUUUAUGAGCUACCUGAUCGACACAACUGAUGACCCAGACUCCAGUCCGUGGAUGGGGAUGCUGCUGUCCAUGGUUCUCCUGCUGUUACUGAUGACGGCGGGACUGUUGUUUGAACAUUCCUUUUUUUAACAACCACAGCCUCGAGAUCCAUAUACGUUCAUCCCUAAUGUCCUCUGUUUAUAAAAAGGCAAUGAAUCUCCACUGGAAGUCCCGUAAGAAGUAUUCCAUAGGUGAGAUGACCAACUACCUCUCUAGUGACGCUGACACCAUCGCCUUCCACCUCACCCACCUGACAGAGGUGAUGUACACUCCACUCCACUUCAUCGUGGUCUUCUACCAGCUGUUCUUCAUCCUUGGUCCAGCAGCUGGGCUUGGCUUGGCCACUGUCGUGCUCAUCAUGCCCAUCAAUGUGUACAUCGCCGUGGGAAUGCGGGCUCUGUUCGACGAGAACGCCGAUAACAAGGACGAGAAGAUUAAGCUGUUGAAUGAAGUACUAACAGGGAUGAAGGUAUUAAAGCUUCUUGCCUGGGAGAAGUGUUUCGGAGACAAGCUUGAUGCAAUCAGAAACAAGGAACUGUCAGUUCUGAGACGUCUGUACAUUUUCCGAGCCUUCAACGUCUUCAGCUGGAAUGCUUCACCUUAUGUGAUUUCCGUGGUGAUGUUCUGUGGGUUCUACUACAUGAACGGAGACAGUAUUUUGUCACCGAAAUCUGCCUUCGCCGUUGUGUCUCUUCUAAAUCUACUCCGAUUCGCCAUCAGUCAAACGCCCGAAGUCGUGUUUGACAUCACAAAGGCCAGUAUUUCAGUCAGCAGGCUGCAAACAUUUCUACAGGAGGACGAGUUUGAAGCGAGUUCGGCAGGAAAUGCUCACUGUAAUGGUAUUGCCAUCAAGAUGGAGAAUGCCAGCUUCGGUUGGGAUGACGACAGUUCCAAAGCAACUUUAAAAGCUGUGAACCUCAGCAUCCCUGAGAGGAGCCUGAUGGCCGUGGUGGGUCAUGUGGGGGCUGGGAAGUCUUCCCUGGUGGCUGCUGUCCUGGGGGAAAUCCAGAAGGUUAAAGGUCAUCUCAGCGUCCAAGGUCGCGUUGCCUAUGUGCCUCAACAAGCUUGGAUCCAGAACGACACCCUGCAGAACAACAUCUUGUUUGGGAAGCCGAUGGUCAAGCAGCUGUAUGAUAAGGUGGUGGAGUGCUGUGCCCUGAAACCUGACCUGACUAUGCUGCCGGCAGGGGACCUAACGGAGAUAGGGGAGAGGGGUAUCAACCUGAGUGGAGGACAGAAGCAGAGAGUGUCUCUAGCCAGAGCUGUCUACAACGAUGCUGAUAUCUACCUGCUGGAUGAUCCACUCAGUGCUGUUGACAGUCAUGUUGGGAAACACAUCUUCGACUGUGUAAUAGGCGCAAAGGGAAUGUUAAAAGACAAGACACGAGUCCUGGUAACGCACAACGUCCGUUACCUGCCUGAUGUUGACAGCAUCGUCGUUCUGGGAGACGGCACAGUGGCAGAGACGGGAUCGUUCAGCGACCUCCUCAACGGUGACGGUGUGUUCACGCGUGUGCUGCGAUCUUACCUGGUGGACUAUGAAGACAACAGGGCGUGUGUAGAAGAUCUUGAGAAAGGCGAAGGGGACGACAUAGGCAGUGAUCUGAAAACAAAGCUGAUUCGUCUGAACAGCGAGGAUGGACCUGCAGCAACUGACGGCAGUCAGAAAAUAACUGCAGAGGCCAACAUGAAGACAUCAAGACAGACCUCCAGACAUCUGUCGACCUCAGAAGAUAACCCGCAAUCUGAUGGAAAGAUCAUUGAAGAAGAGGAGUCGGUGGAAGUUAGUGGGAAGCGGACAUGGAGUCUGUUCCUGGAUUAUGCAAGGGUCUACGGCCAUUGGCAGAUGUUGGUGACAGUGACGUCCUAUUGCCUGUACUACGUCCUCUGGCUGGAGGGUAACAUCUGGCUGACCCAGUGGACGGACGACCCCCUGCUGAAGAGUGUCAGAGACGGUGUCCUCGCCAAUGGGACAACACAGGAAGACAUUCGGAGGACCAACAUGCAGUAUCUGAGUGUCUACAGCGGACUUGGACUAGCCAUGUCGUUCUGCAUCCUGAUAUACACUUCUGUCACAACGAUCGGUGUGGUAAAAGCCUCGAGAGAUCUACAUCACCAAUUGCUGACAAACAUCCUGAGAGCUCCAAUGGCAUUCUUCGACACAACACCAAUCGGCAGAAUAACCAAUCGCUUCUCACAUGACAUGGACAAGAUCGACGGGGACCUGCCAUUUGGCCUUGAGUUUUGGCUGGACUGUGUCGCUAUCGUGGCGGUUGCCCUGGUCGCUGUUGUGUACAGCUCUCCCCAUGUUAUAGUGCUCAUCAUACCGCUGGCAUACUACUACUGCUAUAUACAGGGUGAGGUCAAGGAGUUCGAGUCUCCAGAGAAGCUUCUCCAGAAGCAAGGUUUGUUCUAUCAGAUGACACGUGAUGCAGGAAUCAACUCAAGUAGAAUGCCCAAUUCAAGUUGA
Molecule: messenger RNA, 3138 nt
Organism: Haliotis rubra (blacklip abalone)
Lineage: Eukaryota; Metazoa; Mollusca; Gastropoda; Lepetellida; Haliotidae
Product: ATP-binding cassette sub-family C member 2-like
Exons: 19
Coding region: 796-3138 (780 amino acids)
Biological process (GO): transmembrane transport
Cellular component (GO): membrane
Molecular function (GO): ATP binding; ATP hydrolysis activity; ABC-type transporter activity
Source: RefSeq, a predicted model, not a curated record